Messenger RNA from Prunus mume (Japanese apricot), 1785 nucleotides. The record is from RefSeq and is a predicted model, not a curated record. NCBI's taxonomy places the organism in Eukaryota, Viridiplantae, Streptophyta, Magnoliopsida, Rosales, Rosaceae.
GCCCUUUGACGCACCACACUCCUCUGCUGUUGGUCCGGUGCUUUCUGUCCGAGUCCAAUUUCCAAACCCUUCUCUCUCUCUCCUCUCACAUAUACAUGCUAGCGUUGUUUCGAGGCUUCGAUCGAUUUCAAAAGGGCAUAUAUUGAAUUCACGGAUGGGAUAAUUGAAAUCUGAAACCUCCAUUUGGAGCUUGGAAUUGAGUUUGGUACUUGCCCAAUUUGAACAUUGGUUUGUCCAUGCUAGCAUUUCUUGUCGUAAUCGAAAUUUGAGAAUUGGGUUUGAAUUAUUAGGUAGGUCUUUGAUUAUGGAUGGUAACAAGGAUGAAGCUUUGAGAUGCGUUCGCAUUGCUGAAGAAGCAAUUGCUUCCGGUAACAAAGGGCGUGCGCUCAAAUUUAUCAAAAUAGCGCAACGCCUUAAUCAGAGUUUGCAAGUUAAUGAACUUUUGGCUGCGUGUGAGAAGAUCGAUUCGGGAUCUCCUGCAUCUUCCAUUGGUGAAAAGGGUGCUACUGUGAUUAAGAAUGAGCCUGGUGUGGGGAAAUUGGGCCAAGGUUUGAAUGGGGAAGUUAGUUAUACCGAAGAGCAUGUUCAGUUGAUUAGGAAGAUUAAGAGAAACAAAGACUAUUAUGCCAUUCUUGGCGUGGAAAAGACUUGCUCAGUUGAGGACAUUAGGAAGGCUUAUAGGAAAUUGUCAUUGAAAGUUCAUCCUGAUAAGAACAAGGCUCCCGGUUCGGAAGAGGCAUUUAAGAUAGUAAGCAAGGCUUUCAAGUGUUUGAGUGAUGGAGAUUCAAGGAGGCAGUAUGAUCAGACUGGUUUGGUUGAUGAAUUUGAGUACAACCAGCAACACAAUGUGAGGAGGAGGAGGAGGAGAGCUGGGCAUGAUUUGUUUGAUGAUGAUUUCGACCCUGAUGAGAUAUUUAGGGCGUUCUUUGGUCAAUCAGACAUGUUUCGGACAAGUCAUGUUUAUAGGACUAGUAGAACUGCUGGCCAUCAGAGGGAGGAGGUUCAGGGAGGGGGACCUAAUAUCAUGGUUCUUAUUCAACUAUUACCGUUCUUGGUAAUUGUAUUGCUGGCAUAUCUUCCCUUUUCAGAGCCUAACUACUCUUUGCAGAAGACUUACAACUACCAGAUUCCCAAGACAACAGAGAAACAUGGAGUGGAAUUUUAUGUUAAAUCAGAAACAUUUGAUGAAAAUUAUCCCCUUGGAAGUGUUGCUCGAUCUAACAUAGAGAACCAUGUUAUCAAGGAUUACAAGAAUGUGCUUCUACACUACUGUCGGGUUGAACUGCAAAGGCGUCACUGGAGUAAGAAUCUGCCUACUCCUCACUGUGAUAAGUUGAAUAACCUUGGAAUAGCGUGAAGAGGCUAUACGGCUGAUGUUGAUGUAGCUUUAGUGCCACUAUGAUGUUGAGCAUGGACUUGAGAGUACAGCUGGUUAAUAUUGCAAAUGCUGGGGACGAGUUCUUUGGAAGUGACCAAGGAUUGCCUUUCCUCAACAUGACUUGUUGGCCAUACAGCUGUGUGCAGAUGUUGUUCAGGAUGCUGGUAGCGAGGGUUUGGCAUUUAUUUGGUUAGAAAUAAUAGUGUACACAGCUUCUGCAAUUACCUGGGAGGUCAAUACUAGUUACGAAAUAUUAUGAAACUUGAGCAAUAGGUUUGUGAUAAUGAGUUUUUUCACUGAAGAAACACUAAAAUUUCUUUAUAUUCUUUUUGUCAGACCAUGCAGUUUCUGUUUACCAUUUGGUUGUAUUUAUUUCAGAAAGUAAGCAUAUUUAUGUGCAACUUAAA